Molecule: messenger RNA, 1665 nt
Organism: Symbiodinium sp. CCMP2592
Lineage: Eukaryota; Dinophyceae; Suessiales; Symbiodiniaceae
Source: the annotation of a GenBank genome assembly
AUGAACAGACUCAGAGUGGCUGGGCACUUUAUGAAGCAGGGCUAUCGGGUUGCGGCCGUCAAUGCAGCCUCUGCCUACCAGGUAGGUGGUGGCGCAAGUACCGGUGGACGUCAUGCGUUGGAGGAGGCCUGGUGCAUUAGCUCGACCCUCUACCAGUCUUUGGCCUCGGUGGAGCCCCAGAAAAAAGGAGGCCUUCCGGGCUACCGGCAGCAUAUCCCUGUUGGUGGGUGCAUUGUUUCUCCUCACGUGGAGGUCUUCCGGGAGCCCACAGAUGAUGGCUACGGCUUUCUGGAUGCACCGCAGCCGCUGACUGGUGUCGUUUCCGUGGCUAUGUUCAACCGGAACCCGCGUGUGCGGGACAGUCCCCUGGACAGCCCAGAGCGGCCGGCAGAGUACCUGAAGCAGACACGCCAGAAACUCGAGGCCGCCCUUUUGGCCUCGGUGGAGGUCCUGAAUGCCGAGAUUAUCAUCGUUCCCGAUGUGGGUUGCGGUGUUUUCGGCAACGACCCAUACAUCAUUGGCGGCUGCCUGGGGAGCGUCUUGAGGAGGCACAGCCAAGCCAUGCAGACAGUGAAGAAGGUCGUUCUCACUGGCCGGCGUGAAGACUUUUCGGAUGCCUGCCUGCGAGCGCUGCAGGGCAAGGAUCCCCGUCCCUUGUGCCCUGACUCCGGGGCUGGUGCACACGCCGCCCGCUAUCGCAGUGCAGCGACAGCAGAGGGCGACGCUAGUGAUCCCAGCGUCGUGGAUGAGGCUUUGCUGCAGCUCGCGUUGCAUCCUCCAGAACAGGACGAGAGAAGUAAGCAUCCGUGCCGCUACGGAGCAUCCUGUCACAUUCGCACGCCAGACCACCUCGCGCGAUUUUCACAUCCGGAGACAGGCCCAGGACCCUCCAGGCCUACAGGGCCCACAGGCGUAGGUGCGGGGACUUCUGCUGCCCGCGGUUUACCCGUGACUGGCAGUAGGGAGCCUUCCGGUGCCGCCGGGGCUGCGGGCCGGACGACGCUGGGGACCAAAGUUGUACCCACACGUCCGAGGAGCGCCCACGACAAACCGAGCGACCCCACUCCGACGGGCACCUCCGGCCUGGCGGAGCUCCCGAGCGAAGUACGCCGGGCCGAGACACCAAAUCCCGACAUCACGAAUCCCGUGGUGGAAGACACAGGUGGGAGCACUUCUUCAAGAAGCGGUCGGCCUGUCUGUCGGUAUGGCGAGGCAUGCUACAACAACAACCCCAAGCACUUGGCCGAGUUCUCGCACCCCUGGCUCGACGGAGAAACCGAUCGCCAGGCUCAAGCGCGGCGAGACCAGCAGGAUUGCCAUGACCUUCUGAACAAGGCUAAGGCAGGCACUUGGGAACAAGUUCAAUCUGGUCUGAUACGCAACCCGCGACUGCUGGACAUGCGGCCGGAAUCCCGGAAGUUCGCGUUGAUCCACUAUGCCGCCUUCCAAUUCCACCUGGGAGCCCUGGAUAUGCUUCUGAAGUUGGGGGCGGACCCCAACCUCAAAAACCAGGAUGGCAAAACAGCUCUGGAACUCCUGAAUUCUGAGCGCAAGGCGCUCCCUGUCCACGACGUCAAGCAUCAGAAGAUGGCACAAGACUGCCUGUUGCGUCUCCGCAGGUAUGACACGCCUGCCGGCAGAGCGCCUUUGGGCAAAGGGACCUGA